UCCCCCAUAUUUUUCUGCUUAUCUUCUCUUUUGACCCCAAGAUAGGCUUUUGCCUUAUCUUCUUCAACCUCAACGGUUCACCGGAAAAUUCCAACAAUGGCUGCAAUACUCAUAUCCGGGUAUCUUGCUAAGCCCUCCUCUCUCCUUCUCCCAUUCUCCCCAAAGCUUUAUCUUUCUAAACGCCUGUCUCAAAAGCCGCAUUGGGUCUCUCUUCGCCGGUCCACCCAAGCCUUGAACCGCCGCUUCUCCAAAGCUUAUUGUCUUUACACUUCCGGCAACCAACCGGAUAACAAGGGAAGUGGACCUAAGUGGCCAAUCUUGAGACGGUGGGAUGUGCCAUGGAAUUGGCAAACUAUUUCACUUUCUUCACUUGCCUGUGGACUAAGUUUUGUUCUGACAGGGCUAAUAGAAACAGCAGCCAUAUCAUAUUUGGGAAUUGAAGUUGACAACUUAAGCUUGGAUGAGAAAUCAGAAAUUUUGUUUCUGGACCAAUCUAUUACAACUAUUGUUGUGCUUGGAGUUCUCUAUACUCUCACCAAGUCGUCUCAGCCACUUCCUAAUGAAAUAUAUCGAUAUGAUUGGAGGGAGCCUUUCGAUUUUCGAAGAGGGUGGCUGUUGUGGGCAACGAUUGGUCUCGUUGGAGCGUUGUUUGCUAUUGCGUUGACGGGGGUUGCAACGUCUUUUCUCAAUAGCGAGCCCCCACAGAGAGAGACUGAUGCUCUUGUUCGCUUGCUUCCGUUGAUCGGCUCUUCAACUAUCAGCACUGCAAGUCUGUUGGGCAUUACGGGCGUCCUUGCUCCGAUUCUUGAGGAGACUGUGUUUCGAGGGUUCUUUAUGGUCGCCCUGACUAAGUGGCUGCCUACGCCACUGUCAAUCCUUCUCAGCGCCUCUGUAUUUGCUGGUGCACAUCUAACUCCCGGAGAAUUUCCUCAGCUUUUUGUGCUCGGGACUGCUUUGGGACUUUCAUAUGCUCAAACACGAAAUCUUCUCACGCCAAUCGCAAUUCAUGCGUGUUGGAACUCGGGGGUUAUCUUGCUUCUGACCUUCCUCCAGCUUCAAGGAUAUGACAUCAAGGAAAUAAUACAAGCAUCUUGAUUCAGAUUGAGGAGUGAGCAGAGUUGUGGCAUUUUCUUAUUCAGCCUUCAUCUUAAGUCAUAACUGUUUAUUUCGUAGAUUUGUAGUAGCAGUUUGAGCUGUAAUGUAUUCUUGCCAGAAUUUUAGUUUGUAUUCAAACAUGUUUUUGGCACAUUAAUUUGUUCAAUCGAAAUUGCAGCAGUGUUGUGUAUUUCAUG
Molecule: messenger RNA, 1292 nt
Organism: Ipomoea nil (Japanese morning glory)
Lineage: Eukaryota; Viridiplantae; Streptophyta; Magnoliopsida; Solanales; Convolvulaceae
Exons: 10
Coding region: 97-1095 (332 amino acids)
Biological process (GO): CAAX-box protein processing
Cellular component (GO): membrane
Molecular function (GO): metalloendopeptidase activity
Source: RefSeq, a predicted model, not a curated record